AUGGCGUUUGUUAAGUCCUCAACUUGCCCGAUUAUCGGGAACAAUCAAACGGGUAGUAGUUUUUGGAAGGCGACAACGGAAAGAUUUAACGAGAUUAUGGAGCAAGGCCCGAUGCGUGAUCUCGAUUCCGUCUCGGGCAAGUGGCGUAAAAUGAGCAAGGCCAUCAAUACCUUUAGCGGGUAUUAUAACCAAAUUUACACUAAUCCUCCUAGUGGGAGUAACGACGAGGACAUUCUUAACCUUGCUUUGAAAGAAAACAAAUGGAAGCCGGUUCCAAAUGAGGUCGCAACCGCCAAACGAAGUAAAACUUCCGAGUCCAAAAGUUAUAGUGCGGGAGGCUCCACCGCUCGUUGUCAAAUCGACAUAAACGACGACCCGGAAUAUGACGAGGAUGUGUUGCCAGUUCACGAGUCGGAACGUCCCACCGGAAGGGAUAAAGCAAAAAAAGAGGCAGCCGGAAAGCGAAAAGGGGGUGGCUCGAGCCAAACGACUUCGGGGGCGGGUUCGAAAAUGGACGAGUUGAUAUCCGAAUUCCGUUCGUUCAAAGAGCUCGUGGCCGAAAAAUAUAGUUACAAGAAAACCUUGUUGGCCGACUAUGCUCGAGCGGAGGAUUUUAGGAUUAUGAGGUUGGAUCUCGACUCAGUUCCGGAGGAUGAAUGCGAGGUUUAUUGGAGGAUGAAAGAGGAGAGAAAUCGGCUCACCACCAUCACCUCUCCGGUCACCCCCAUCAUUUCUUCGGUCACCACCAUCACUUCUCCGGUCACCACCUCGUCUCCGCGGUCUACAUCUACUUGA
This is a messenger RNA of Helianthus annuus (common sunflower), 795 nucleotides long. RefSeq lists its product as uncharacterized. The transcript is spliced from 4 exons. The record is from RefSeq and is a predicted model, not a curated record. The coding region runs from base 1 to 795 and encodes 264 amino acids. Lineage: Eukaryota; Viridiplantae; Streptophyta; Magnoliopsida; Asterales; Asteraceae.